Malus domestica (apple) is the source of this 4659-nucleotide messenger RNA. Its product is annotated as probable inactive receptor kinase At5g10020. Gene Ontology annotation, molecular function: protein binding; protein kinase activity; ATP binding. Lineage: Eukaryota; Viridiplantae; Streptophyta; Magnoliopsida; Rosales; Rosaceae. Gene Ontology annotation, biological process: protein phosphorylation. The record is from RefSeq and is a predicted model, not a curated record.
CGAAGAAUCACACGGAACUCUCUCUCUCUCUCUCUCUCUCCCCAGAUGUCGUUGAUGCGCCUCCUCCUCACAGCCUCUUUCAUCCACCCACCGCCGCAAUUUCCAAUAUUUAAGGCGCCAAGCCGCUAUUUCAGCAUCCGGCUCGACCAAUCAAGCCGGUCGAACCGCUGAGCCGCCUCCACCUUCAUGUGGUGGACGUUAGCCAAGAUGUGGGCCUGCAGCUUGCAACUGGUGUUAAAGAAAUCUGGACACCGUCUUCUCAAACGAGUCCAUAUUUUGCGUGAAUUGUAUGGUCUCGUACAAGUUCCAGCGCGGCGUCGCGAGGACUUUUCGGGCCAGCUGAAGGCUGUUCUGUAGAACUUCGGAGAAGCGGCCAAGCUGGAACUGCCGUUCGCCCGGUACCUCGACGCCGGAGAACGCGAUUUAUUGGAUUAUGGGGCGGAGUUCCUCGAUUGAGGAGAUGAGCUGUAGGCGGUUCCUCCGCUGUGACAUGAUCGUCGUUCUUUUUAGAGUUGAAGUUGGGUGUGGACACGUGUCAAAAUCUGAUUAGGUCACAGAUAGAGGCCUUGGGUAAAUUUGGGUGUAGAAGAUUUUGAACUCGUAAUAAUAACAAGAUAGCAUCGAGUGAGUGAGUCCACCUACUCCUCCACGCUUGCAAAUAAUUUCCUCCUACUCCUUUGACUGUGGAGAAGAAGAGUUUCUUGUAGAGAGAACGGAGAGUGCAGCUUCUGGUUUUGCUCUUUUGCUUCCAAAUUUCCAAUGCUUAUGAUAUAGCCAGCAGCACAGAUCCAUUCUGAGUUUCCCAUUUCACGGCGAAGCUUGGAAGGAGCUGGAGUUGGAGCUUCAUUUCGCUCACUCUCCCUUGUCGAAAGAGAGGGUCAAAGUGGAUAUCCAACUCUGUUAUAUAUCCCAGCAUCCAACUCUGGUCUUGCUAAUAAGUUGUACACAGGAUAGUGGAUUCGUGACGAAGAGUCAAAGACAUUUCACAGAUGUGUGUAUCUCAUACAAAUUUCAUUGCCUAUUUUACAUAAAUUCUACAUCGGAGAAAGAGAAGAUACGGGCCUUGGUCAAUAUGGGGUACACAAUGGAGGAGGCCUCAAUAACAAUUGAAAGAUGUGAUGUCUAUGAAGAAGAAGAGUUCUUGGAGAGAGAGAGAAUGGACAGUGCAGCUUCUGGUUUCGCUCUUUUGCUUCCAAAUUUCCAAUGCUUAUGAUUUAGACAGCAGCACAGAUCCAUUCUGAAUUUCCCAGUUCACGAGGAAGCUGGGAAGGAGCUGGAGUUGGAGCUUCAUUUCGUUCACUCUCCCUUUUUGUUUGGCUGCUGGAUGCUGGCUGCUCAAGGAGUAAUGCAGACAAUCUGUUUGAGUUUGAUGCUAUUGUUGUUGGUACUAGCAGUAACUGCAUCGGGAGGAGGAGGGCAGUCAGAUUUGGGAGCACUCUUAGACCUCCGGAAAGGCAUUCACAAGGACCCUUCAGGGAAACUUCUUGUUUCGUGGGAUUCUAACUCCUUGGACUCUGAUGGCUGCCCCUUGAAUUGGUUUGGGGUAACAUGUAGUAAUGGUCGCGUCAUCUCAAUUGCUAUCAAUGAUGUUGGUUUGGUCGGUGACUUCAGUUUUUCAGCCAUUACUGGCCUUACAAUGCUUCAAAACUUGUCGCUUUCAAACAACCGGCUCACAGGGACCAUCUCAAAGGUUGCUUUAUUUCAGUCUCUUGAAUACUUGGAUCUCUCAAGCAAUUUGUUUCAUGGGCUAUUACCCUACGAUUUGGUCAACUUAAAGGGUCUAGUGCUUUUGAAUCUUUCUUUGAACCAAUUUGAAGGCAUUUUGCCCUCUAGUUUUGGCAAACUUGAACAGUUGAAGUUUAUUGAUUUUCGAGCUAAUGGCUUUUCUGGAGACAUUAUGAAUUUUCUAUCCAAAAUGGGUAGCGUGGUCCAUCUUGAUGUAAGCAGCAAUCUGUUAUCUGGUUCAUUAGAUUUGGGACUUGGUAACUCCUCUUUUGUUUCUUCUAUUCAGUACUUGAACGUUAGCCACAAUUCCUUGGUCGGACAGCUUUUUCCUCACGAUGGAAUGCCAUAUUUUGAUAGUUUGGAGGUGUUUGAUGCUAGUUAUAAUCAGUUAGUGGGUCCUAUACCUUCCUUCAAUUUUGUUGUCUCUCUACGAGUACUUCGGCUUGGAAACAACCAGCUAUCAGGUUCUCUACCGGAAGCUCUAUUGCAAGAGAGCUCAAUGCUCUUGUCAGAACUGGAUCUUAGUCAUAACGAACUUGAAGGUCCAGUAGGAAGCAUCACCUCUGCAACUCUGAAGAAGUUUAAUAUUUCUUCAAACAAACUGUCAGGCUCCUUACCUGCCAUGGUUGGGCAUUGUUCUGUCAUAGAUCUGAGUAAUAAUAUGCUCACAGGUAACUUGUCUCGAAUCCGAGGUUGGGGAAAUUACAUUGAAGUUAUCGAGCUAAGUUCCAAUUCAUUGACCGGAAGUCUGCCUAAUGAAACGUCUCAAUUUUUUAGGCUAACUUCAUUUAAGAUAUCCAAGAACUCAUUAGAAGGCAUACUUCCGACAGUAUUGGGAACAUACCCAGAAUUAAAUGUGAUUGAUCUUAGCCUCAACCACCUACAAGGCUUACUUCUUCCAAGCUUUUUCUCUUCAACGAAAUUGACUGAUCUUAACUUAUCGGGCAACAAUCUGUCUGGGUCAAUACCCAUCCAGGACAUAUCAAGUGAUUCUUCAAGUGGUUCGGCUCAAAAUUUGAGCCUGGUGUCUAUAGAUCUGUCAAACAACUCAUUGGCUGGUCAUUUACCCCCAGAGAUCAUUAAGUUCCGUAGCUUAAUGUAUCUCGAUCUAUCUAAUAACAACUUUGAAGGUAGCAUUCCUGAGGACCUUCCAGAUGUCCUGAAAGAGUUCAAUGUUUCUUUCAAUCAUCUUUCUGGCGUCAUACCUGAAAACUUGCGGCAGUUCCCUGAUUCUGCAUUUUAUCCAGGGAACUCGUUGCUGAUUUUUCCUCGUUCCCCAUCUGCACCGAAGGAUGUCCCAAACAUGACUUUUAGGGAACACAGGCCCCUUAUGAAAGCAGCUAUUAGGAUCUCCCUCAUUGCAGGUUUGGUUGGUGGAGUUGCUGUUUUAGUUCUUUUAUGCCUUAUGAUCCAUUACAGGUCCCACUGGCAGAGAUGUAGAAAGGGCAGUUCAAAAGCAAGUUCUGGAAAGAAAGAUGCUGUGCAAGGAGGUUCUGCCCUUUCUCAUCGUCAUCGAUCAGCACCGGACAAAAAUGUAGACUGCUCAAAAUCUUCUUGUGAUCUCCUUCCAAAGCUUUCACCAUCAACCCAAAUGGGGUCUGCUCAUGAUGCCUGUGACACUUCGUCAGUUGUAAAGAAUCCUAAGAAUUUGGGUCAUCCUGAAUCAAAAGAAAGGGGUGAAGGGACAUCUUCUCCUAUGUCUCUCUUAUCAUCAUCGAAUCCAUCACCCUCUAAAAAGCAACAGCCACCAGAGAGUCCUGCUGUGCUCACAGCUUAUUCUCCGGAUAAAUUGGCUGGUGAUUUGCAUCUGUUUGAUGGCUCCUUGGCCUUCACAGCAGAAGAACUUUCCUGUGCUCCAGCAGAAGCUAUUGGAAGGAGUUGUCAUGGGACAAUGUACAAAGCAAUGCUCGACUCCGGUCAUGUAUUGGCAGUCAAAUGGCUACGGGAGGGAAUAGCAAAAGGAAGGAAAGAAUUUGCAAGAGAAGUGAAGAAACUAGGAAACAUCAGGCACCCAAAUCUAGUUUCUCUGCUGGGUUAUUACUGGGGCCCUAUAGAACAUGAGAAACUGAUUAUAUCAACUUAUAUCAAUGCACAAUCAUUGGCAUUCCAUCUCCAUGAGGCAGAGCGAACAAAACUCUCUCCCCUGUCACUUGAGGAACGGCUUAGGAUUUCUGUAGAUGUUGCCCGAUGUCUGAACUUCCUGCAUAAUGAGAAGGCAAUUCCCCAUGGCAACCUCAAAUCCACGAAUAUUUUAUUAGAAACUCCUAGUCUGAAUGCACUCCUUACAGAUUAUAGUCUCCACCGAAUUUUGACUCCCGCUGGGACUACUGAGCAAGUCUUGAAUGCAGGUGCUCUUGGCUAUCGCCCCCCUGAAUUUGCUAGCUCAAGUAAACCCUGCCCAUCGUUGAAAAGUGAUGUCUAUGCAUUUGGGGUGAUCUUGUUGGAGCUCCUGACUGGAAAGAGUUCCGGGGAGAUUGUCUCUGGGAUACCGGGUGUGGUUGAUCUGACAGACUGGGUGAGACUAUUGGCAGAAGAAAACCGUUGUUUUGAAUGCCUUGACAGACUGAUUCUGGAAAGGCCGAGCGUAAAGAACUCCCCAAGAGUUCUUGAUGGUAUGCUACAGGUAGCUCUAAAAUGUAUUCUUCCAGCAUCCGAAAGACCGGACAUUAAAACCGUGUUCGAAGACAUUUCAAGAAUAGUGAACUAAAGGGGCGCCCAGGCAGGAUAAAUGCUCUAACUGUAGAGUUCUUGAUACUAACACCGUAUGUCAGAUUAUUUCUUUCUUUAUUUUCUAAUUGUUUUUGUCAAAAUGGUCCUGUAAUUGACAAUGCCUAGUUACAGUUUAUAGAAAAAUAAGUUCCUUAUUGAUGUGUUAUGAAUAAAUUUCACAAAACCUACUCUUGGGUGUAACCGAUGAUUUAUUCCCCGCUCUCA